Diabrotica virgifera virgifera (western corn rootworm) is the source of this 13990-nucleotide messenger RNA. It is a transcript of the gene M6, whose product is annotated as proteolipid protein DM beta. NCBI's taxonomy places the organism in Eukaryota, Metazoa, Arthropoda, Insecta, Coleoptera, Chrysomelidae. The record is from RefSeq and is a predicted model, not a curated record. The transcript is spliced from 6 exons. Bases 336 to 1082 code for a protein of 248 amino acids. Gene Ontology annotation, cellular component: plasma membrane. Gene Ontology annotation, biological process: neuron projection development.
UUAACAGAGCAAAAAUAUUCUUCCGUUAUCAAACCUUUUCUCUUCUUUAAUGCGAUAGUAACAGAGAAAGAUAUAGUGGUGCAACUGAUAGUUGAUAGUUGUUCUUGCAAUCUUUGUAACAGAUAACAGAAACUUUGUUGUUACGCAAAGUUGAAUACCCUACCACUCUUCUUUUGCUCAUUCAUUAUGUUAUUUGUGGUUUGUCUUAAUUAUUUAGAAAAUUUUGUCGAUUGAUUAGUCAUUCAUUAUGUGAAUUCCAAGAUAUUGUAACAAUUUUUUAAAUACAAGAAAGUGUUAUAACUUAAAACGACAAAAUAAGCAAGGACUGAUUCAAAAUGGGUUGUUUUGAAAAAUGCCUCACCAGGAUACCUUAUGCCACCUUGAUUGCAACAAUAAUGUGUGCUUUGGGGGUGGUUAUAUUUUGUGGUACUAUGUACAGAGGUGCUACACUUACGGUAUUGAUGUAUACUGAAGUUUUUAACCUGCAACUUUUUUGGGUGGACACUGUUAAGAUGACUUUUGUUUUAAUUGGAGCCUGUAUGGGAGGACUCGGAUUAAUGAUUUUGACUGUAGGAUUUUUGGCAACUGGUGCAACAAGGCACAAAGUUUAUAGAGGAUGGGGUUGGAGAGUUAGUGGGAGAAUGACAUGCGCAAUAUUUAUGUGCAUCACAUAUGUUCUUCAAAUAGUUUGGAUAGCGAUGUUCUGUUUUUUGGUUAUUUCAACGUUCAUAUUCACUAUAUUUUGGAAAAUGUGUGAAAAUCCAAGAGUAGCCUCAUUUCAAGAUGACAUCGAUUUAACUCAAUUUUAUUUCAUGUUUCCUUCGGAUAUGCGACAAGAAUAUUUGAAAGUGUCGGGGGAAAGCGCUGUCAAAGCUUUCUGUAAAGAUUACGUAGAAAAAAUCGAGAUAAUGUUCAUACUUGCUACUGUAGCAUCUGUACUGGUAAUUUUAAGUCUGAUUCACUACCUUAUGUGCCUAUCUGCAAAUUACGCUCAUAUCAGAGACCAAGACAAAUUUUUACAAUUACAAGAUAUGCAGAUGCUCAGCGACCACGAAUUACUAUCGGGAAAGGAUAGAUUCUAGGAUACGGCCCGGGAAAUACAUAUGCCCGAGUUAAGAUGGCAAAGUGUAAUAGCCAAUAGCUAACCAGUUAGUAUUAUAUACAAAUAGACGACUGAACAUAUCGGGUAACUAAUAAAAGUACAAAAUUUGGAGUACAAGUUAAAUAAAUCGCUAGAGACAAAAUGAAAUAGAUGUUAUUUGAAAUGUUUUUUAUCUUUGAAUAAUUCUUCUUCGAGUGCCCUGUUCGUUGCGAACGUUGGCUAUUAAGUGAGCCAUGCGUGUCUUCUCCUGCCUGGUCCUCGCUUACUGUCUAUCUUCCCCUGGAUAAUCAACUACAAUAUAUGUGGCCUAGAUCAGGGGUCACCAAUUAGUUUCCCUGAUGGUCCGUUUCGAAAACCUAUGACACUUCCGGGGUCCGGAUUUAAUGCAACCUGUGUCUGGUUGUUCUGAUUCGGUUUCUUUGUUGAUUCUUGUUAAAAAAUGUCCCCUAUAAACAAAUCAGAAGGGUACCGGGCGAAAUUUUUGGGCACAAAUUGUUUAACAAUUUUUUUUAACAAAAUCAAAACAUCAUCUUUUUUGCCCCCGAAAAUCUUUUUAGCAUUUUUGGGUCAUCUUAAACAAAAAAGAUCUUUUCGAGGUUUAAGCGAUUUAAAAUUUGAAAAAUGCGAAAAUAAGCAUAUUCGAAGCUUGAAAACUCAUGUUUAAAUUAUGAUUUUUGCGGUUGUCAAGUGUCUAAAUUGAAGUUUAAACAUUCAGUUUCAAGAUUCUGAUGAGAAAUCGGGGCUUAUUUCAAUUAUUUAGACCAGCGAUACUCAACCUUUUUCUUUCCUGGGCCACAUAGUAGCUAUUGUCACAGCUUGCGGGCCGCAAUCAAGAUGAAGUAGUACACAGGGUGUUUCAUUGGGAAACGGAAAUACUUGAACGGUGAAUAGAGGUAAAUAAGGCAGUUCUAGACAUACUAAAUUUAUUGCUCCACCGACUGUAUAACAGAGUUAGAGGGUGUUUAUCGAUUUUGCAAUAUGCGGGUGUUUCUUUCUGGACCCAUAACUUUAGAACCACCGUGUAUAUUUUUUUGAUAUUUGGUACACAUAUGUCACAUUUAGAACCCAAACCACCCAACUACUAAUCACAAGAAAAAUUCAGGUACGGAUUAAACAAAAUUAUAAAUCCGUUGUGACCUUGAAACAACAUCCUGUAUAUUGAAAUUUUCAAAACCCGUUUGCACAUUUCAAAAGAGCUUUAAUGGAGCUUCCAUUUUUUUGCGCAGACAAUUAAAUGACUUUAAUUUUGAAAUUAUGUGGAAAUUUUUAAGAACUCGAACUUUCAAAUAAAAAAUUUCGAUAUAAUUUCAAAAUUAAUGUCAUUAAAUUAUCUGUGCAAAAAAUUGAAGCGAGCGAUUAAACUUAGUUUUUUUGUGAUCUUUUCAAAUGUACAGAGGAAUUUUGAAAAUUUUAAUAUAGGUACAGGGUGUUGUUUCAAGGUCACAAUUAUUUUUAGUAUUUAGUAAAUAAGUAUUCAUUAUUUUUAAAAUGAGUAUUUGUUCAUUAACUUUAGUAAUUUAUUAUUAAAAGUUAAUAAUACCUUGCUUUUUAAUCAGAGUUCUUUAAAAAUUUCAAUACAAUUUAAAACUAAAGUCAUUAAAUUGUCUGCCUCACGCCCAAACACGCCUCAAUCAUAUCGGCACACUAUCGAAUAAUUUGAAAAACACUUGAAAUUUGACAAAUAAUUUUAUCACAGGGCCCUUUAGUUAGCGUUUGGGCCGCAUAAAAACGCUAGAGGGCCGCAGGUUGAGUAUCACUGAUUUAGACCGUUAUUUUUAAUUGUUUAUUAUGCGCGUUCACUCGACCCUUAAGCCGCCGCGGCGGCGCGUCUCUAUAUGGCGCGUAUCGCACUAUAUGAUUGGCAUAUUUAAUUAACACAUUGGCAAUAAUUAAUUGAAUAAAUAAAUAGAUUAUUAAAAAAAGUAUGUUAAUAAUAAAUUAUAAAAUUUUAAUAAAUGUCAAAUAUUUGUUGAGUUUGGUGCAACUGAUUCUCAUUAGGGAGUUGAGAUAUUCAUCUGUUAACUGAUAUCUGUACCGAUUUUUAAUAAAGUUCAUUCUUGAUAAAGCGGCUUCGCACAUAUAAGUUGAGCCAAACAGGACACAAUUUCAUGGCCAAACAUUUUCAAAAUUGCCAAACACUAUAUUCUGAAUUUAAUGGCGGUCCGCACAAAACUAGCCCACGGUCCGGAUGCGCACCGUCCGCUAAUUGGUGACCCUGGCCUAGAUAUUCAAGUUUUCUUUGUUUAAUUGUGCUCACGAUUUCUUUCUCUUUUUCGAUUCUGUGGAUUGCCUCUAUGUUGCUAACAUGUUCGGUCCAGGAUAUACAAAGAAUUUGUUGGUACCCACAUUUCGAAUGCUUCUAGUUUUUUUAUGAGCUCUAUGUCAGCGUCCAGGUCUCCACACAUAUUCGCUGUGUGCAAGUACUUGGAGGGGAUACGAGAAACGAUCGUGCGCGAGUAGUGGAGAAAUCUUACAACUUUCUUAACAUAUUUCUUAAAUAUAAUUCAUAUUUUCAAUUGAAACUGUCAAAUUGACGUAUAUUUCAUACCUACUGUCAUUGAAGAAAAUGGGAGUUCGCAAAUGCUGUGUUAUAAAUUGUAAAAAUUAUAUGUUGCUCUCCACAAUAUUGAUAUGAUAUGCAAUUAUUAAAGUGAGUUUUAUUAAUUGUAUUUUGCUUGUAGUACUGCAUUUUAAUAAUUAAUUUUAUUUACUACAUACAAUGUUUACCUUUUAAUAACAUAACCUCAAUCUUACUUUUUCUUCUUAUUCUUUUUUUGUGCUUUGGCCUUGGCAACUAUCCAGUAACCAGGAUUAAUAUAAUUGGCCAAUAUAAUUAAAGUGCUAAAACGUUGCUGAUGCUACGACACUAGGUGUCGCUCUUCCGAACUUGCACGGUCCCAAUAGGAAUAGGAGUGGGGAUAAGAUGUACCCCUGCCGGACAACUCUUUUGAUCUCCACACAAUUUUUGCUCUUGCUGUUUGACCCCAGUAUAGGUUUGCCACAAUCCAAAUAUCCUUGUCGUCAAUACCUUUCAACCAAAUCUAUAAAAAAUAGAAGAAAGAAGUAUUGAUAUAAGUGUGUGAAAUAGGUCUAGUUGAAAUAACAUACUGCGUUAUUUCAGACUGAUGAUCAAUAUAUCACCUUAUCCAUAUUUCUACUAGAAAAUGUCAUUUUUAUUAAAGUUUUCUUGUGAGUCUUAACUCAACGAAAUUUCAAUAUGAACUAAAUACCUUUGACGAUGUGGCAUCGACGUUGUCUCAUUUGCAGACCCAUCACAUGUCCUCAUCACUGACCAGUGAGUGACGGAAUGAUAGAAUUUCCCGUUGAUCUUCGUUCGCUACCGCAUCGCCUUUGAUAAUGGCUUACAGUUGCACACGAAACGUCAGAACCAAUAAAUUCCAGAUCACGAUGUAUAAACCUAGAUAACAAUGCACAUUUACACAGCAAUCGGCGAACGCUAGUAUUGAAUUGUAUUUCUGAUGCACUAAAUGAGUAUUCUUUGUUAACAGAUUAAACAGAACAAAAAACUCUCACUAAACACUAAUUUGACAACUGACAACAGUUUGAAAUAUUCAGCCGUGUGAUGGAUGACCGAAGUUAAUCUUUAACGUUUGAGUUAAAGUUAAGAUUACUCUCAGGUAUAACGAUGCCCAUAACUAUUUAGGUAAAAUUCUGUGUGAUGUAUUCUUCACAGUUAUGAGAUAGUUAUUUUUUCAACGUUAUAUUAGAAAUAACAUUUGAGGAACCAAGUUUGACGUAACAAAGAGUUAUGUAGAAAUAGUACAAGUUGGAGUGAGCGCGAGAGAUUGUUCGGAACAUGCUACAGGAUGGGUAGAUGACCGUAAAACUAAAUAUCCAUCGUCGGCAGUGUUCCCAGAUGACUUUUUUGAGGAUCAGGAGGUGUCGCCACGAACGAUCAGGAGAUUUCAGGAGACUCGCUCGCCUCAAAAAUUGGUAGAAUUCUGUAGUUUCAGUCUUUACGUUUAUAGAUAGGCAACUAGAUGUCGCCACGAAAAAUCAGUAGAAUCAGUUGGUGGACGCCUCCAAUCAGCAAGGAGGGGGGUAUUUUUUACGUUUAUACUUAUACAUAGGUACAAUACACAGAAAAUAGCUGAUUAAGUUCCAUCUGUUGACUUUUGGGGGAAAUGCAACUUUAUAAAAUAUGUAAGGGACUGCUGUGGCAACGCUAGAUGGCGGCUAAAGCAUAAAAAUAAAAAAAAUAAAAUAGGAUAAAAUUCUGAAAAAUUCAAACUCCAUACAAAACCGUUCAUGAAUCGUUACGCGCAUGCGCAAUGACGAAUAAUGCUGCGCAGUAACACAUUUUUCGUUACUGCGCAUCCUCGUAAUCGUUCAAGAACGGUUUUGUAUCGAGUUGGAACAAAACCAGAUGAUUUUCAGAAUUUCAUCACUUCAUCAGGAGGUUUAAGGACGCCAUCAGUAGAUCAGUAGGCGAGGGUCGCCAUCAGUAGGUCUCCUGAAAUUUCAGGAGGUCUGAGAACACUGAUCGUCGGCCACCGUUGAUGACCGAACAGUGCCGAACAGCAAACAGCUGUUCGGGUUCGGUGGUGUUUCAAACGGUAGAUAGAAACAGGGUUGCCAGAUUGGUGUAUUUUCCCACAAUUUUGGGGUAAUUUGAAAGCGGCUAGGGAAAUUUUUCUAAGCAGAAAUUGUAGUGGAAUUUUUUGGGGGCGGAAAAUUAUGGAGGAUUUUAAGGGGUCAUGGUAAAUUAAAUUUGCGAAUGUACAUAGAACUGUAUAUUAUACUCCCAUAUAAUUGAAGACGAUAGGAACUAUUAAUUAUUUCCAGGGUCCUCGUUGAUAAGUAGUAUAAUUUUGGUUUACUGUUCUCUUCAUUUGACUACUAAUUUAUUAAAAUGCGGCAAAAAUUUAAAUUUGGGGUAUUUGAGCUUCAAUUUGAGGGAAUUUCAGUUUCUAAGUGGGGAUUUAUAAAAUAUCAUCUGGCAACUCUGGAUAGAAAGCUCAGUAGACACUUAAAAUAAAAUUUCAACUUAUAUCUCUCGAUUUGAUUUUUGUAUAAUUUUUAAAAUUGUAUUACCCUUCUAUUCUUAAUUAUUAAAUUAUUAGCUUCCAAAUUCACUUGAUUUCUGUCUAAAAACAAGUCAAAAGAUGAACCUAACCUUACAUAUCCUUACAUAACUACAAAGUUAUCUCAUAACUUGAGGUUUAAAGUCGCGUUAUAAAGUGACAGUUGAUAUAUCAGAUAACUCAAGAACUGCCAAGAAAUAACGCAAGUAGUUAAGUUAAAUAUGAUACAUCACACCAAUUCGAGGAUUAUAACUUAACUACAGGAUAACUUUACGUUAAAGAUAACUUCGGUCAUCCAUCACACGGCUGAUUAUCAUUGACAAUAUGUACUACUAUUGUGUUCAUUAUUUUUUGCCUUUCUUACGAAGUUUCAAAUAAAAUAGGAAAAAUUAAACGAUUUAGAAGUUUACAACGGAAGUUGAUCCUGAUUCCUCAAAUAACUGUUGGUAUUUUUAAGUGUAGGGCCGGCGUAGCGCAGGCGGUAGUAUGCUUGCCUCGCAUGCUGGUAGGCCGGGGUUCAAAUCCCACCGCCGGCAAGAACUACACAUUUUUAAAAUGUCUAUAGGCCCCAGGUCGACUCAGCCUGAAUAAAAUGAGUACCUUGGGUAAAACCAGGGGCAAUAAUAGGCGGUUGAAGCGUACCACUGGCCCUGUUACCUUCCUUGUAUACCGUAGGCCAUAAAUAUAGCAGACUACGCUGCUAUAAUCCCAAAGCCGCGUCAGUGGUAUAAAACGGGAGACUAUUAUUUAUUAUUAUUUUUAAGUGUACCAAAUCUUUGAGUUUUAAAAUUAUUAUAAAAGGUUAGGGAUCUUUCAAAACUUCAUGAACCUUGCAAAAUACGCAUGGAGGAAAAAAAUCCUAAAAACAUUAACUAUUUUUAUUUCAUACUGAAUUCAAUAUAAAUUAUUAAAUAUUCCAACUAUUUUACUAAUGGAAAAUCUGUCUUGCUAUGAGAACGCACUACAGAUAAAUAUGCUUUCAGUAAUAUCGGAUUUCAUAGUUUCGUUCGUAGAUUGAUGUCACCAAAUGUGUGAGUCAAGUUCAUAAAAUUUGGUAAGGCUAGGGCCAAAAUACAUCUAUUUCCUUUUACAGUCUCUGGUGUUUAGUGUUGGCAGUUGUUUACUAAAUCAAACAAAUUAUAAAAGUUCAGUUGUUUGUUCUGACAAUCGUCUUCCGAUAUAAAUAUUUGCACAAUUUUUGUAUGCUUUAUAUUAUAUUUUGUCAUAACUCGCUCGGGUGUUUGUAUUUUCUGGGUAAUUUGUAUUUCCACCUUUCAGCAGUGGCGGAUAGACAGAAGGGGAAAUUGGGAAAUUUCCCCACCCAAGGUUCAAACUUAAAGAAAAAAAUUGUUGAAACAAAAAUAUAUUAGCUGACAUUUAACUCAAACUACAGACAGACAAAUUCAACCCAAUUAACUGACUACUUAAGAAAAUUAAAUGAACGUAAUACAUAUCAGUUAUUAUUUAUGUCUUAUGUAGUUUGGGUUUAUCUUUUUUAUUUGGUUGGUGAAUCAUUGGAAGUUCCCCGCCCCUUUCCAAAGCAAAUGGCUAGGUCCGCCACUGCCUUUCAGUUAUAUGUACCUUAAAAGCGGAUUUUUUUAUCCGAUAUAUAUGUAAUAAAAAAGUAUUCUUCUCAAAAAAUUCAAAUGAUGUAUUUUAAGUCCAGUCAGAUUUUUGUUUAAAGAUUACUAAUUAAUUUAGAAACGUGAUCUCAACAAAUACUCGACUUUAAGAUGUACAGAUUGGUUUUUUAUUAUUAUUAUAGUAGUUUAACCCUUUCAGCUCCGGUGACGCGUACGCGCGUCCAAAUAUGACUAUAGAUCAGUGCCGUGGACGCGUAAGCGCGUCAAACGAAAUCAUUUCUGCCGGCACAGGCGCUAAGACUGGAAAUACUACAGCGGAGCUGAAAGGGUUGAUGAUAACUUCUACAAGAAAAUAAACUUGCCUUUAAAUAUAUCAUUUGAAAUAAAAAAAUCCGUAACCUAAAAAUAUGUGUCCGUCCUAUGGUUGUGUAAUCAUAUUCUUACUACAACUGAUUUUUUACUUAUGUACAUUAUUUCUGUUUUUCUCUUAAAUCCAGGUAUUAGUUAGAUUUAAAACAUUAUGUACUCAAAGCCUUUUAUAUGGAAGUAAAAGAGAAUAAUGUUACUUUGCUAAUAUCCAUGUCCAAUAUAUAGGGUGUCCCAAAAGUAGCGGAACGGUCGAAUAUUUCUCGAAAUAAACAUAGUAUCGAAAAACUGAAAAAUACUUGUUCAAUAAUUUUCAAAAAUCUAUCGAAUGACAAAAAACACGACCCCCACUCUACCCCCUAGAGGUGGGGUGGGGGGUAACUUUGAAAUCUUAAAUGGUAACCUCCAGUUUUUAUUUCAGAUUUGGAUUCCUUACGUAAAAGUAAGUAAGUUUUAUUCGAGAUAUUUUUUUGAUCUAUGGAUAGAUGGCGCUAUAAUCGAAAAAAAAACCAUUUAUCCUGAUGUCGUAGGUAAAUAAUAGAAACGCUGAAACGGUAUAAUAUCUCGAGAUAUACACUUCCAAAUGAAAAACAAAAAAAUACGUAUUUAAUAUUUUUCAAAAACCUAUCGAAUGGCACCAAACACGGCCUCCCACUCCACAACCUGGAGGUGGGGUGGGGGUAACUCUAAAAUCUUAAAUAGCAACCCCAAUUUUUUAUUGCAGAUUUGGAUUCUUCAUGAAAAAUUAAGCAACAUGUAUUCGAAACAAUUUUUAGAAUUGUUGAUAGAUGGCGGUAAUAAAUCGUCUUUUUCCAAUUAUAGCGCCAUCUAUCAACAAUUCUAAAAAAUGUUUCAAAUAAAUGUUGCUUAGUUUUUCAUUAUUAAUCCAAAUCUGCAAUCAAAAAUAUAGGUCUCUCCAAAUCUGGGGGAGGGGUGGAGGCUCAUGUUUGGUGUUAUUCGAUAGGUUUUUGAAAAAUAUUAAAUACGUGUUUUUUUCGUUUUUCAUUUGAAAAUGUAUUUCCCGAGAUAUUAGAGCGUUUCUACAGCUGUUUGUUAUAUAAUUGUUUUUACGAUUAUAGCGCGAUCUAUCCACAAUUCGAAAAAAUGUCUCAAAUAAGACUUGCUUACUUUUACAUAAGCAAUCCAAAUCUGCAAUAAAAACUGGGGGUUUCUAUUUAGAUUUUUAAUUUACCCCCCACCCCACCUCCAGGGGGUGGAGUGGGAGAUCGCGUUUGAUGUCAUUAGAUAGAUUUUUAAAAACUAUUGAAAACGUGUUUUUCAGUUUUUCGAUCCGAUGUUUAGUUCGCGAAAUAUUCGACCGUUCCGCUACUUUUGGGACACGCUGUAAAAGAAACUACUAAAUUGUACUCAUGAGAAAUGUUACAAUUUAAUACAGGUUUUGAUCAAUACAUUAAGUCUUGUAGAACAAAUAUUUAUGGGGUCUUAAGCCAUUCAUGUAUUAUUAUAAGUUAGAAAAGAAAAUUACUACAUAAUAGAAAAGUAUAUAAUUCUUGAGACUCAUUUUAGGUCAAUUUGGCAUAUAAAUCACCUUAUCUAAAACUCAACAGCCUUUUAACAUAUUCACUGCGGUGUCUUUUUUAAAUAUGCUCUCUGGUUGUCGUUAAUUCGUGUUCUAUAGGGUCGGCAGUGAACGUGUUAAAGGUGGUACCUUAAAAUUAGUUUAUUGCAAAUAUCUUUCGCAGAUAAAGCGUUGACUGGCAAUGUUCUGAACCGUAACAGCUGAAUUAAUUAAAAUAUGGAAAGACUGAACAAUAAAAAGGAACCCUAAGUUCAGUUUGGUCAAUGGCCUUAUUUUUCCCAUUAAUAGUGCUAGAACUAGAAUAGUGCAGCUAGUUUAUAUUCACUUUUAAAACAAAUUCUAUUUUCAAUUUGGUUCAAUUCUAUUUUCUGUCUCGACAUACCCUUGUCUUGGGUAUGCCGAGAUAGUCCAAGAGGCAGCGCUGAAAAAUCUCUUUGAAUUUACUAAAGCUAGAUUUUUCAGUUGAUUACUGUGAUUGUGUAGAGAAACAUACUGCGGUCGGUCAAGCGAAACGUAGAACAGGGGUUACUGAGAGGGUAUCAAAGUUGCUUUCCUACGAAGGUAAUUAAAUCCAUUUACUAAGGCUGAAAAUCAGUACACACAUUCUAAAUUAAAUAUAAAUAAAAGUUAUUAUAGUCGGUCAGCUGUAUGACGGGACAGAGCCGGUCGGUCGGCCCCAGUGAAUGUACAGGGUUAUUCACUAUAUUUUGACCCCCUUGUAAACUGCUUUAUUUACAGAAUUUGAAAAAAAUGUAAAAUACAAAAGUUAUCCGAUUUUUAAAUUAUGACUUUUUGACAUAUAUAUCGUACUAGUGAAAUCAUCCAUUUGGGCGUGAUGACGUAAUCGACUAUUUUUUUUAAAUGGGAAUAGGGGUCGAGUGCUAGCUCAUUUGAAAUAUUAUUCAAUUCCCUAUACAGUAAUAUAAACAUUAACAUAAUUAAUUAUAUUGUCCAAAAAAUUGUUUUAAUUAAAUUAAUUGUUUAAUUAAUAAUUCAAAAAAAUUUUUUGGCCAUCCUGUAUAAAUAAUGAUCUUAAUGUUUAUAGUACUGUAUAGAGAAUUGAAUAACCUUUCAAAUGAGCUAGCACAAGACCCCUAUUCUGAUUUAAAAAAAUAGUCGAUUAUCGAUAGUCGAUCAAAGAAUCAUAAUUAAAAAAUUGAAUAACUUUUGUAUUUUACAUUUUUUUCUAAUUCUGUAAAUAAAGCAGUUUACAAGGGGGGUCAAAAUAUAGUGAAUAACCCUGUACAUUCAUUGGGGCCGACCGACCGGCUCUGUCCCGUUAUAGAGCUGACCGACUAUAAUAACUUUUAUUUAUAUUCAAUUUAGAAUGUGUGUACUGAUUUUCAGCCUUCGUAAAUGGAUUUAAUUACCUUCGUAGGAAAGCCACUUUGAUACCCUCUCAGUAACCCCUGUUCUACGUUUCGCUUGACCGACCGCAGUAUGUUUCUCUACACAAUCACAGUAAUCAACUGUGAAAAAUUUAGCUUUAGUAAAUUCAAAGAAAUUUUUCAGCGCUGCCUCUCCGUCUAUUAUUUUCCCCAUUAAUAGUGCUAGAACUAGAAUAGUGCAGCUAGUUUAUAUUCACUUUUAAAACAAAUUCUAUUUUCAAUUUGGUUAAAGUCUAUUUUCUGUCUCGACAUACCCUUGUCUUGGGUAUGCCGAGAAUUAUUGCAAGCAAUUCUAGAUCUAUCUGACAGUUGCCAGGAUUGUAGUCAGCCAAAUCUGAAGAUGUGAUGGACUUACGGUGGUUUUUUAUAGUAAUUUGAAUUAGAGCACAAAGUCAAUAUUAAAGGAAUGUUAGUUGACAUUUACUUAAAAAGUUAUUCGUAAAUAAAAAUAACAACAUGUAACUUUCAAUCAACGAAAUAAUAAUUUGUAAGCUACAAUUGACUUUGGGAGUGAAUAUGUAACUUACAAUAAACAUUUUCGCUGAUUCUAGCCAGCUAAAUUAUUCUUCGAGGUGGGUGCAACCUUUAAUAUACAGGUAUAAAUUAAAACAAAUUAUAUAAUUCAAAAAAUAUGUAUAAGAAACAAUGUAGAAAAAUUGUUGCACAUAUCGCCGCCGCCUACGAAAAGUAUAACUCCGAAAAAUGCCGUUAAGAGUAGAACUUUCAAUGAACGCCGCGAAAAAUAUUAUUUUUGAUUAUAUGAUUGUGAAAAUUAUAAUCCCUAAUAAACUGUUAGCGAAAAAAAUUAUUUUUUGAGGAGUAUCGGCAAAAACAUCAUUUCUGUUGGUGGGUCCACGAAAAUUAUAAUUAGUGAAAAGUUCUCAGAAAUAAUUGUUUUCGUCGGCAGAAACGGAAACAGAAAGGGAAAUAAUUGUUUUCGUCGGCAUCUAUUAUGAACUAAAUCUUUUCAUUAUAAAUAUUUUGGAAGUUAUAAUCUUCGCGGACACGCAUAUAAAAAAAAUUGUAAUCGCCAAUAUUUAUCAAAGAUUUAUUAUUUUCACUGGAAAUGUAUUAGGAAUCACAUUAAUCAUAGGUACCAGCGAUAUAGUUGGAGAUUCUUCUUUGGACUGUCAGAAACAUUGAAAGAAGGAGAAGUAAUACCAGAAGAUAGAAUAUGUUGUUUUUAAAAUCUGGUUAAUUAAAAGAGUGAAAUAAUUGGGAUAUGUGUUUAGGGUGGCAAAGAAAAGAAAUAGUUUAAGAAUAUUACAGGCGGGAAAAACGAAGAGGCACGCAAGAAAUAAAUACAUCAUUGUUCGUUAUUUUCUUUUAAGUUAUUUGCUCCAAUUUUGACAUUAAUAUUUAUAUGUACAAAAUCCCUGUUUAUUAUUAUAAAUUCAUUAUUGUUCAUUCAAUUCGUUCAGAGUUUCUUUGGCAUUUUAUGAAAUAAAAGAAUACCAACAAUUCUCAGCUGUCAUUUGCAUUGGUUGUGUUUUUGUGCCACCUUUAAAGAGCUGUAGCUUCGUUGGGACGAAUUUUUGGAGAAGCUAAUUUACAUUGCAUUAUUUGGCGCCACCUUUAAAGGGCUGUAGCUUCCUUGGGAGGAAUUUUUGGACAAGCUGAUUUACAUGUAAAAGACCUAAAAUUAAUCCAUCAAUUUGUAGUUUUCUAUUCUAUGGUAAGUUUCUAGACAACCUGGUAAAUAAAUAGUUUCAGAAUCUUAAAUCAACAGUUAUUCCGUUGGCUCUUCACACAAACAUAUUCAUAUAAUAAUUAGGAAAUAUCAAUUUAUACGUUAUACAAUAUUACAUACAUAUUAUUAUUAGCUUAUAAAUAUACAUUUACUUGAAUAUUUUAAACACUAAGGCAAUAGUUAAUUGUUAAAACAACUCUUUGAGAAAAAAAAAACAAAUUCUUUGUAUAUAUUGUGCUAAAAUAAGCUGUUAAUUCCAUGGUUUUAAGUUUUGUGGCCAAUAAAGAGACAAUAUAAAACAUACUUGGCCAAUAAUUUCCAAAGUUCCAACGGAUAGACUAUAUCCAGAUCAAUAACAAUAUCGUGCUGAUUUAUUUUUAGUUCUUAAGCAAAUCAAACAAUCGUUUCAAGCAUUUUGUUAUUUAUACCUCUAAACGAUACAUAUUUUAGGAACGAAAAAUGUUUUGUUUAAGCACAAAUAAUUAAAAAUUUAAUGGAAUCUAUCUGGCAAAUAAGUUUGUAUUUCUCGUUUCAUAACGUGACAACCCUGUAGCUAUAUAAAAUUUAUAUUUAGCUAAAGUUAUCGAAUUUUGAUUGAUAAGAGAGACAUCUACCGUUUAUAUUUCUCGUUUGAUGAUACAACGUGGCAACCCUGUAGCUAUAGAAAUUUUGUAUUUAGCUACAUAGGCGGAACCAGGGGGUUUUGGGGGUUAUAACCCCCCCCAUUGGGAUGUACUUUGAGCUCUAUACGCUUAACACCAUACCCCUCAGAGACCUUCCAGUAGUUGUAACCCCCCCCUUUCCAGUAGUUGUAACCCCCCCUUAGGAUCAUCCUGGUUACGCCUAUGUUUAGCUAAAGUUAUCGAAUUUUCAUUGAGAGGAGAGACAUCUACUGUUUAUAAAGUUCAAUAUUGAAAUGAUACAUUUUAUAUAGUACGAUACGACUAUAUAGUACACCUGGGACAUUAUCUACAGCUAUUUUGCAAAGAUAUACCCGGACUGAUUCGAUCUUAUGCAAAAUUAAAAAUACCAUUGCCAGAUGGAAACGAUUAAGUAUUACUUAAUACAAAUCUUGUCGCUUGUAAAACACAAAAUAUGCAUAUCAACAUAUUUAUAUACUUUACAAGAUUGCACUAUGUUAAAAUUAGAAUUAAUGUAGUAUAAAUGAAUUUAUUGAUAAUAUUUUGAUAGCUUUAGGCAGUUUUCUACCAUUUUUGUUUUUGUUUUCUCUAGAAAUUUUGUAAGAAUUUAUAAAAAUAUAUGUAAACAUAUAGGU